AAUAAUAAUAAUAAUAAUAAUAAUAAAACCAGGCAGAUCUUAGUGUUUAAGAGUGUCACUGCAGUGAGUGCUCAUAAACCUCUGGACAUUAACUUACAUAACAAACAAAGGUAUCUACAAAGACCUGAGCUGCCCUACCAGGGAAGUGCUAGCUCAGCGGUUAAGACGGUGGAAUUCUGAUGGGAAGGUUGAGAGUUCAAAUCCCAGCACUGCCAAACUGCCACACUGCCACUGUUGGGCCCUUGAGCAAAGCGCUUAGCCCUCAACUGCUCAGCUGUAUCAGUGAGAUAAUUGUAAGUCACUCUGGAUAACGGCGUCUGCCAAAUGCUGCAAUGUAAUGUAAUGUAACUGAAAAAACAACCAAAAAAAGGGGCAAAAAGUGAACAUAUACAUCAACUUAACAAAGUAAACAGUAUGUCUGAAAGAACUCUGGGAGGUGCUCAUGCAGAUCUGCAUCACUGACGGAUACAGCACUGUGAGAAAAGAGGAAAUGACAGACUUGAUAAAGCUGAAAGACAGCAGACUGCAAAUAGAAAUGAGAAUCAGUAGGACUUUCCUCCUUGAGAUAGACAGAGCACAUUUCAAUAGACGUAAAGGAGUAGAAGUGACGUGACGCUGAAUUUCAUUCCACGAUGAAGAUCCUCCUCAUCUUCAUCCUCUGCCUUCUCUCAGGUCCAGUAGACUGCUCUGAUGUGAUUGGUUACUCAGGAGGAAGUGUCCUUAUGAUAUCUAAUAUCAACUGGUACACAAGCAAUAGUAAAUAUAUUUGUAAGGUGAAAGGAAACGACUGCAUCGAUAUAAUACGUGCUGAGACCAAACGCCACCAAACACAAGAAGGAAGAUUUUUUUUGUAUUCAAACACGUAUAACUUAUUCCUAGUACUGAUCAGAAAGCUGAAGCCACAGGAUGCUGGAACAUACAGAUUUGGAUUGGAGAAUCAGAGCAACGCCACUGUGAACCUAAAAGUUGUUAAUGAUUCUUGUUGUGCUGGGACAAAAUUAAAGACCGCUUUUGUUGGGCAGAAUAUCACCAUCACAUGUAGCUAUCCAGGGGAGUAUGAGAGUAACAUCAAGUAUGUCCUCAUGCUGGAUCACGACAUGAAUACUGAACACGUUGUUGAUACUGACAAAGAAUUUCAGAACGGAAGAUUCUCCAUUUCUGAUGACAAAAGUGCUAAAGUUCUCAGAGUGAACCUCAGCGAUGUGAGAGAAGCUGAUGGAGUAUUUUAUAUUUUUGGAGUGUGGAACAAAAAUGGGUCAGUCGGAUAUUACUCCUACUUUACAGAGAUUCAGCUGCAUGUAACAGGAUUGAGCACGAGCAUUCAACCAACAACAACAACAGGCACCGACAUGACGACCUCAGCAGCACUGACAGAAACUCCAUCUGCAGUGUGUUUCAGUUCCUCUGCCAUCAUCAUCGGUGUGUGUGUCUGUGUGGCUCUGCUGCUGAUUGGAGGAUUUGCACUGAUGAUCUACAAACUGAGACACAAGAGAACACAAGAUUAUACACCUUCAUCCAAGAGUAAAGACAAUAAACCAGUUACUUCUGAUCAUAACACCGAUUCAGCUCAUUUGUACGAAAAUUUCAGAAUGAGCUCAAUAUGAAUCUGCACCAGGACACAAACCAAUCAGACUGUUGAGCUGUUAUUCUUACUGUUCUGAGCUGCCUCGUAGUGCCUCAACUCCCAAUGCUGUAGUGUCUCUCUUCACCUCUUUAUAGGACUGAAACCUAAAAAACAAUGCUGAUCCUAAAUCCAUGCCAGUUUGAUCAGGUGCAGUUUCUGGAGGACUGCUAGCCAGUUUCUCUCUCUCUCUCUCUCUCUCUCUCUCUCUCUCUCUCUCUCUCUCUUUCUCUCUCUUUUUCUCUCUCUCUCUCUCUCUCUCUCUCUCUCUCUCUCUCUCUCUAUCGCUCUCUCUGUCUCUCUGUCUUUCUCUCUCUCUCUCUCUCUCUCUAUCGCUCUCUCUCUCUCUAUCGCUCUCUCUCUCUGUCUUUCUCUCUCUCUCUCUCUCUCUCUCUCUCUCUCUCUCUCUCUCUGUCUCUCUCUCUCUGUCUCUCUGUCUGUCUCUCUCUCUCUCUCUGUCUGUCUCUCUCUCUCUGUCUCUCUGUCUGUCUGUCUCUCUCUCUCUCUCUCUCUCUGUCUUUCUCUCUGUCUCUCUCUCUGUCUCUCUCUCUCUCUCUCUCUAUUGCUUUGUCUCUCUCUAUUUCUCUCUCUGUGUCUUUCUCUAUCACUCUCGGUCUCUCUCUCUAUCGCUGUCUGUCUCUCUCUUUCUCUGUUUCUCUCUCUCUUGCUCUCUUUCUCCCUCUCUCUCGUUCUCUGUCUUUCUUUCUCUCUCCCUUGCUCUCUUUCUCUCUCUCUAUCACUCUGUCCCUCUCUCUCUCUAUCGCUCUCUUUGUUUCUUGUAGUUUUUACAUUUGUUUAGUUAAAGAUAAAGUGAUGAUUGUGAGCAAGGUGUUAUGAAACUUAUUAUCUAUAUAAAUGAAACAUUAUCGAUGUAUAAUGACUGAUAAAUGAUAUUAUUAUUAUUAUUAUUAUUAUUAUUAUUAUUAUUAUUAUUAUUAUUAUUAUUAUUAUUGUUGUAAUGAUUACUUACUUAAUUGUUUCUUAACUAGUUAUCCAUUUUAUAUCAUGACAUUACUGUGCUUUAUUCUGAUCUGUUAUAGGAGUUACUUUAUUACAGUUUAAAUAUGAACCCAUUUAGUGCUGAGAUCUCGUUCAACACAUCGUACGCUCUGUUUCGAUUACGCUGUUGAGGCUUAAGAAGGAGAGCUAUAUUCCAAAUAACUGUCUAUAUCUAAUUGUGUAUUUCUGUUAUAUGUCAGUGAAAUUCUCUAUAUCAAUAAAAACACACUUCCUGUCCUUUAAA
Molecule: messenger RNA, 2864 nt
Organism: Ictalurus punctatus (channel catfish)
Lineage: Eukaryota; Metazoa; Chordata; Actinopteri; Siluriformes; Ictaluridae
Exons: 7
Coding region: 633-1604 (323 amino acids)
Source: RefSeq, a predicted model, not a curated record